UUGAGCCUCCUGGGGAGGGAGUCCUUGCUUGCACGUGCCUGCGUGAGAAAUCGACUCUAGAUGGCUGGAGGGUUGCUUGGCUCUAACUAGCUAGCUAAGAUCUCGUGACUCCGAGUGCCCUCUAGUGCUCAGUCGGGGAAGCGCUUAAGCUUUCCGUGGUUCCCCCGGCCUCUGGUGUGUCCAUUUGUAAGCAGUAAUUCUUUACAGGGUUCGGUUAUCUUGGUAACUUUACAGACUGUGAUUUUGAAGGGAGUGGUCGGUAAUGUCCUUUAUGGGGUGGCAACGUUGUGUAUUCAGUGGCGUCUAAUUUGUGACCCAGGACUGAAUUUCUGGAAGGAUGAUGAUUAUGAGCAGCUUAGCCACAUUUAAGCUCUUCAAAGUUAGUGGGUGUCAUCCCUCCUCCUGGAGAGUAAUGUACGGUUGACAGGAGUAUUUAAAUAUUACACUUUCCAAGCAAGUAAAACUUGUAUGAUACUGUUUUUUCCUCAAUUGUCUUGAGGAGCUGUUGUUUUUCUCAAGGAAGAGUUUUUGUGAAGUUAUAAAGGUGCUAUAGAUUCCAGUAGCUCUCAAAUAACAAAAUUUAUUACAGGAAAGAGAUGGAUUUACAAUAAUCUCAAAUACUGUCAUAUGAUUCUUAAACCCAAAAGGCAUUUUUGUGCAUAUAUUUAUUUUCUGAAAAUUGUUUUUUAUCAUUACGUGUAAGCAAAUGAACUUUUAAAUAUGUUUUUUUGCUUAUGGAAUGAAUAUACCAUCCCUGAAGAGACUUUUUUCAGUCAGUUUUACAAAUAAGAUUUACAUAUGAUUUGCACAUUGCAAUUUUAAAUUUUCAAACUGCUGAAAAUUAAAAAGGUCAAACUAUAUAGGGCACUUUUUCACGAGACCUCGUUGUGCCUUUGGAAAUAAUUAUUUUUUUAAAACAUGGUCAGGCCUCAAAGAAUGACUGCUAUUUGAAAAUGCAAAACAAAUUUUAUUAUUUCCUUUUUUUUGAGGCACCAAGGAGCACAGAGAGUAAGGGAUUUUUUUUCUAAAUUGUAGUGAAGCAGCUUUAGGACCCAGGCCUUUGGAGUCUCCAUUCAAAGAGAUUAUUCAUUCCACCUGGGCUAACUAUGUGGCUGGCUCUAGAUUAGUGGCCUGCAAAUGUUCUGACCAUGUCCCACAUUUUACAUUGUGAUACAGUGGGCCUGUGUGUGUAUGCCCUACAUUUAUAUAAAACAAGUUUCAAAAAUAAUAUUUAUCUUAUAUGCAAUUUACUCAUUCUUUUUUACUUUUAUCUUUUGUAUACUAUACUUUUAUCUACUUAUUUUUUAGAGCAGUUGUAGUUUUAUAGAAAAAUCAUACAGAAAGCACAGAAUUCCUGCAUUCCUCCUAUCCAGCCUUCCCUAUUAUUAACUUUUUGCAUUACUGUGGUACAUUUGUUACCCUUGAGGAACCACUGUUAUAUUGUUAAGUAAAGUCCAUAGUUUACAUGAGAGCUCAUUCUUCGUGUCCUAAAGUUCUAUGUUUUUUUAAAAAUGUUUACUAUGGUACCAUAUAUAUGACAUAAAAUUUCCCAUUUUAACCACUUUCAACUAUUUUUAAUGCCCUUCUUGACCAUGAAAUUGAUUUUAUGGUCCACCAAUAGUCUGUUACGUACAGUUUGAAAAACUUUGCCCUAGACCAAAAUCGGGCUUCUAACAAUAAAGACUGGCCUGGAAAUGUUUUAACAGCGUAUUCUUAUAGAUUCAUGGAAUCAGAUAUGAAAAAUGAAUACCUGUAGCUUUUAGGAUACUAUUGACUUGUUUAAAUUUUUAUUAAAAAUCAUUUUUUUGCUUCAUUCGUAGUUUUAUCAUGUUAGGAACAUAACUUCAUGUCUUUUAAUUUGAGUUCUGAAUUGUUAAAAACAGACGUCUCAGUGCACCCAAAUUUGUGAUCCAUGAUAACAAGGAUAUAUGUCACCUUUGUAAAAGGAUGCUGCUGGAAAUGAUUUUUGUUUGGAAAUUUUCACAUAAUGAAAUGGUUCAGAUCAGAUUAUAGCAACUUCUUGAAGUUACUGGCAAAAGGCAUGUUAUAAUCACAUUGGAAGUGAAAAUAACAAAUCUCUUAUCUAUCAUAAGGUUCUCUAAAACUCCAAAUUUAUAUGGAAGGUUUACUGAAAUUGCCAUUGUGCUAUUUUUCCCACCAUUUUUGAAAUGUUUUUAAUAAUUGGGGAUAAAUGUUUGACUUUGCCCUGUUUUGUCUGUCUAAAUGAACAUAUUGCCUAACAAAAUAGUGAUAAUACUUUGCAUUUAUAUAAACUUUAAAAUUAAAAACCACUUAAUGUUACAAAUAAACAUAUGAGUACUUAUUGUAAGUGGCAUCAAGGAAACUACAGGAAGGGGAUGAGCAAGAGACCAACAGGAAGCAGGUAAUAUGUGUUCGAGGCUCAGGGGAGGCUUCGCUGAGGUAACGAUAUUUAAAUACAAAGAAGGAGAAGUGAGUUAACGUGCAUUCUCACUGAUGCACACAGGACAGGUAUUACUAUACUCAUUUUAUAUAUGACUAAAUGCAGAUCAAAGUGGGUAAAUGACUCUUCCAAGCUUAGAGACUUUGCAUGAGUUAUAGUAUCAUGCUAAACUCUGUUUAUAAAAUAUAUAAAGUUAGCAUAAUUUUAACUGACUAAAAUGGAUUUAUUAUUCUUAGGACAAUAGAGCAUAUACAUGGCAUCGUAUAGAACUUUCAAAUUUCAGUAUUUAUAAUUUCCCAUCUUUUACAUAGACUUUUUGGCCCCAAGAUGUUCACUUUAAUAAACAAUUCAGAAAGGUCUCUGAUGUGUGACUUCAAGUAAAAAUAUUUAAUGACUUAAUUCUGUGCAGUCCAUGUGCUGUAGUAAUUUUAACAGAUUUGAAAACUGCUCAGUGGUUAAAUAAUCAUUUUUAUCUAGACUCCUGGAAGAAAUGGAGCAAUGGGGAAGGGUCAGUUUUGGCAGUCUGGGACACCAGGCGAGGACAAUCCGGAUUUGGGGAUUAGGGCUCUGGUAUGGUAAUUGGGAGGGAAAGAACCAAAAAACAAAAGCAGAGAUAGAUGUCAGUAGCUUAUUCUUAGUGUUAGGAAGCACCACUUCAAAAUAUGAUUCUAGGUUACCUCUGUGGCUGAUUUAGGAUUAGUGGCACAUAGUGAAAUGUCAUAUGAAGUUGAUAUGCUCAGUAUCACUGAGCUCUCCAUAAAUAAGUAAAUAAUCAAACAAGCAAAUAAAUCACCGUCAUUUGGAGGGUUGAUAAAUUGUUUUACUUUGGAAGUUACCAAGAUAGGCAUUUGACUGGGAUUCUUCUUUGUCUCUUUGUUUUCUACUCUUUGACUUGUGGGUUUUUUCAGUUUUCUUAUUUCUAGUCUGAUAAGAAUAUAUUGUUUGGUCAUUUGUGGUUCUCCACCUUUGAGGUUCUAUUUUAAAUGAUUAUAUACACUGAAAAGGACAUUUAAUGUUAUCUUUUGAUAAUUUAUUCUCUAAAGGGAUGUAACAAAAUAAAUUAUAAAAAUUUAAAGUUUUUUAGUAGGCAUGUUUUUAAACACACUAAGGAAUAAGAGCCAUGCAUCUGAAUCAUUCUAUUCCCCGAUUUGUUAGAAGGGAAACUCCAGGAGAAAAUAUAUUUAAUGGAUGUUAUAUGCCUUUUAACUAAUAUACAGUAUAAGCAUAAUUUGGAACAUUGUCUUUCAGAAUUUAAGGAAGGGAAGAGGAAGGGAAUUAACAUUUGCUGAAUGCCUACAAUGUGCCAGGCACUGUGCUAGACACUUUGACAUACAUUACAGGGUUUAUUGUGAGCAUUAAAUGAGAUAAUGUAUCCCCAUUUUACAGAUGAGGAAACUGAACUUGCCCCAAGUCACAUGGCUGCCGCCACGGGUGACAUGCCAACCUACCAGAUCCGAGCCCCUGCGACAGGUCUGCCACAGGGAGUAGUGAUGGCUGCCUCGCCGGGAAGUUUGCACAGUCCCCAGCAAGUAGCAGAGGAAGCAACACGCAAACGGGAGCUGAGGCUAAUGAAAAACAGGGAAGCUGCCCGGGAGUGUCGCAGGAAGAAGAAAGAAUAUGUCAAAUGUCUUGAAAAUCGUGUGGCUGUGCUUGAAAACCAAAACAAGACUCUCAUUGAGGAACUCAAGGCCCUCAAAGAUCUUUAUUGCCAUAAAGCAGAGUAACUGUCUUUGACUUGGACCUUGUUUACUAUGACCUCUAAUCAAGGCAGGAGUUGCAGCAGUUCCACUAAUUGCCAUUUGGAAGGGACACUUGUGACCCUUAAGAAUCCAGUUUGGCUUUAGUGUUUGAAAUGGAAUUGGGAGUGUUGUUCCAAGAUUUGGAAUGCAACCAUGAUCACAUUUACUGAGCUUACUUCAAUCCACCUGUCAGUAGCAUG
Molecule: messenger RNA, 4361 nt
Organism: Choloepus didactylus (southern two-toed sloth)
Lineage: Eukaryota; Metazoa; Chordata; Mammalia; Pilosa; Megalonychidae
Gene: CREM
Product: cAMP responsive element modulator
Exons: 3
Coding region: 3790-4146 (118 amino acids)
Biological process (GO): regulation of transcription by RNA polymerase II
Cellular component (GO): ATF4-CREB1 transcription factor complex; nucleus
Molecular function (GO): RNA polymerase II cis-regulatory region sequence-specific DNA binding; DNA-binding transcription factor activity, RNA polymerase II-specific; protein binding
Source: RefSeq, a predicted model, not a curated record